Messenger RNA from Gymnogyps californianus (California condor), 5148 nucleotides. Its product is annotated as nuclear mitotic apparatus protein 1-like. The record is from RefSeq and is a predicted model, not a curated record. The transcript has 13 exons. The annotation marks the transcript as partial. Gene Ontology annotation, molecular function: microtubule binding. Gene Ontology annotation, cellular component: spindle pole; centrosome; spindle microtubule. Gene Ontology annotation, biological process: establishment of mitotic spindle orientation. Lineage: Eukaryota; Metazoa; Chordata; Aves; Accipitriformes; Cathartidae.
GGAGAAACCCGCCUGCAGGAACGGCUGCUCUUCCUGGAGGAAUCCCUGCGGAAUACCAAGGGCAUCCUGGAGGACGAGAAGAGGCGUGCGGCUGAGAGCCUGGAGGGCAGCCUGGCCAGGAUCGCCGAGCUGGAGGCAGAGAGGCAGCAGCUGGUGCAGGGCCGAGAGCCGGCUCUGCAGGAGCGGGGUGAGGAGCCGGCCAAGCGCCGGGCGCUGGAGGAGAGCCGGGAGAAGCCGAUGGGAGCCUCCCCCGCUGCCCGAGGGGAGGAUGGAGAACGCGGGCGGCUGGAGGAGGAGAUGCGGGCAUUGAGCCGGGAGCACGGCCGGGCCUGCCAGCGGCUGCAGGCCGAGCAGGAGAAGGCGGCCGCGCUGGAGGCCCGGGCGGAACGCCUGGCCGCCGAGCACCAGGAGAGGCUGGCCGCCCUCCAGGCCGACCUGUCCAGUGCCCGGGCAUGGGCGAAGGAGAAGGAAGGCGAGGAGCAGAAGCUGAGGGCCGAGGUCUCCUCUCUGCGGGAGAAGAUGGCCGUCGCGGAGCAAGCCACGGCCCAGCGCGUGGCCGGGCUGGAGGCAGAUGCCCGGAGAGCCGCCGAGGUGCUGGAGGGGGUCUCCCAGCAGCUCUCCCAGGAGAAGCUCAAAUCCAAGGAGCUGGAAGCCGCCGUGGAGCGGCUGCGGAGCGCGGAGGCCGAGCUCUCCCGGGUGGCCGCCGCCGGCAGGCAGCGGGAGCUGGAGCUGGAGACGGAGGUGAAGAAGCUGUCCGGGGAGUUGGCCCUGCUGGGCGCCAGGCUGGAGGAGACGCUGCGGGAGCACCGGCGGGACCUGGCACGCCGGGAAGAGGAAGCCGAACGCUUGCGGCAGGAGGUGGAACGGGCCAAGGCGGACUGCGCCGCCGAGCGAGCCCGCAAGGCAGAGCUGGAGGCGCAGCUGCAAAACUCUCUCAACGAGCAGAGGGUGGAGCGGUCGGUGCACCGGGAGGAGCUGGCCCGGUCCCGGGAGCUGAUGGAGGAGAAGGAGGGGGAGCUGGACGAGCUCCGCCGGAAAAACAUCUCGCGGGGUGAGGAGCUGAGAGACCUGCAGAAGACAGUCAGCAAGCUGAAAGGAGAGCUCGCCUCGGCAGAGGCGGCCAAGGAGAGGAUGCCCAAGGUGGACAAUGAGCUGCAGGGCUUCUCGGAGGCCGCCCGAAGCAGGGAUGCAGAGGGGGACAGCAUCAAGGCCACCUGCUCAAAGGAGAUGUCCCUCAAAAGCUUGGAGGAAAAGACCCGUCACAGGGAGCAGGAAUCGGGCUCGAGCCAAGACCUUUACCAGGAGAAGCUGAAGGAGGCCCAGGCGCUUCGUUUGCAAGUGGAGGAGCUGGAGCAGAAGUGCAAGGAGCAGCAGGAGGCUAUGGCCGCCCUCGAGCGAGCGGCGGCCGAGGCGGCGAUAGCGGAGCAAGCGGAACGGGAGGCCUCGAGGAGGGAAGCGGCCCAGCAGAAGGAGAAGGCAUCGGAGCUGCAGAAGCUGCUGGAGGCCUCGAGGUCGGCGCAGGCUCUGCAUGACGGCACUGUGGAGGCCCUGCGGAAGGAGCUGCAGGAGAAGGGCAGGGAGCUGAUCCAGAGCAGAACCGCCAUCGCCGCCGCUGAGAAGGAGCUGGCAUCCCUCCGCUCCGCGGCGCAGGAGAAGGGCCGGUCGGAGGAGAGCUGGAAGGAGCAAGUGUCCCAGUGCGUCCAGGAGAUGGAGAGGAAGAACAGCCUGAUCGGCAGCCUGGAGCACGAGGUCUCCAUCCUCCACCGGCAGGUGACGGAGAAGGAGGGGGAGAGCAAGGAGCUGAAGCGCCUGAUUGUCGCCGAGUCGGAGAAGAGCAAGAAGCUGGAGGAGAGGCUGCGGAUGCUGCAGACGGAGAUGGCCACCGCUGCCUCCCGGGCGGCUGAGAGGUGCUCGCUCAUGAAGGUGGAGGUGCAGCGGUGCCAGGAGGAGAUGGAGAAGCAGCGGUUGGCCAUCGAGGCCCUGAAGAGGGACCGCCAUUGCCAGAGCGAGCGGGAGGACGAGCUGCGUCAGGAGGUGAAGGUCUGCCAGGACAAGUGCCUCCAGAAGGAGCAGCUCCUCGCCGCCCUGCAGCAGGAGCUCGGCAGCGCCCAGGCGCUUGCCGGGGAGUUGCCGGCGCUGAAGCACCUUUGCCAGCAGCUGCAGGCCGAGCGCGCCUCCCUGGAGAGCCAGCACCGCCAGGACCUGGAGCAGAGGGCGAAAGCCCUGGCCGCUCUGCAAGCGGAGCUGGCACGGGCCAAGCUGGAGGCGGCCGAGGUGCCCUCCCUGCGGGAGCGGUCGGCGGAGCAGGACCGGGCCAUCCAGCGCCUGCAGGCGGAGGCGGCGGAGCAGGCGGCACGGCUGGUGGGGCUGCAGCAGGCCAACGCUCGGCUGGCCGAGGAGAACCGGGGGCUCGGCGAGAGCCGGAGCCGCGGGCAGCAGCGGCUCGAGGCGGAGCUGGGCCAGGCCAGGGAGCGACACGCGCGGGAGCUGGAGCGGCUGCGGUCGGCGUCGGAGGAGCUGGUGGCUGGCAGUCGGCAGGAGGCCGAGGAGGCGGCGCAGAAGCUGGAGGCGAUGAGCAACGAGUACGAGAGCAGCAAGGCGGCGGCGCUGGAGGAGAGGAGGAAGCUGCUGGAGGAGAGGCAGAGGCUGACGGCCCAGGUGGAGCAGCUAGAGGUAUUUCGGAAAGAACAAGCUAAGCAGGUGGAGGAGCUGAAUAAAAAGCUGACCCAGCACGAGAAGGCCACCCGAACCCAGCAGCAGAGAGUUAAGGUGCUGGAAGGGGAGCUGCAGGCAGAGGCCACCCGUCAGCAGGAGAAGGUGGCAGAGCUGCAGGCGCAGCUCGCCCAGAAGGAGCAGGCAGCCGAGCACUACAAAGGCCAGAUGGAGAAGGCAAAAACUUACUAUGACGCAAAGAAGCAGCAGAACCAAGACCUGGCGGAGAAGCUGAAGGCCAUGGAGCAGCUGCAGAAGGAGAACGCGGAGCUCCGGACCGAGUCGGAGAGGUUGGCCAAGGAGCUGCAGCAGAGCGUCCUGCAGGCCAAGGAGUCGGAGCUGAGCUGCAGGAACCUCACCAGCCAGGUCCGCAGCCUGGAGGCUCAGGUGGAGUUUGCCGAUCGGCAGCUACGGGAACUCGGCAAGUUCCAGGUGGCGACGGACGCGCUGAAGGGCCGGGAGACUUUCCACCAGAACCCCGCCGAUCUCAGCGCCGACAGCCUCGACCUCAGCCUCGACGAAGCGCAGCCGCUCAACUCCACCAGGAAGGCUGGCCGCUCGCAGUCGGAGGCUUCGGCGGUGCCGCCAGGCAGCGAAGAGUCGCUGGCGUCCCAGCGGCUGCCCCGCAAGGUGGAGUCCCUGGAGAGCCUCUACUUCACCCCCAUCCCCAGCCGCACGCGGUCCCAGCUGGAGAGCAGCGCCGGCUCCCUGGGCGACCUCUCCCUCGAUUCCGGGUGCAAGACCCGCUCGGCCCGGCGCCGCACCACCAUCAACAUCACCAUGACGAAAAAACAGGCCAAGACCGAGGAACCGGACAGUGCCGACGUCUCCUUCUGCAGCAUCCCGGCGGCUCAGCCCCCAAACGCCGCCCCCGGCAAGGGCCGGCUGCGCUCGGCCACCUCCGCCCGCUCCCUCGCCAGCUUCCCCUCCCAGGAGUCUCUCGUCAAGCUGGAAACCUCCUCCCCGCAGGAGACCCCCGGCAAUUCGGCGCUGCUGGGCCUCCCCGGCUACCGGCCCGUCACUCGCAGCUCCCUGAGACGCUUGCAGGGGGGCAGCAGCUCCAGCCUCGGCCGGAGCAGCAUCUACCUGGGCACGUGCCAGGACGAGCCGGAGCAGCUGGACGACUGGAACCGCAUUGCGGAGCUGCAGCAGCGUAACCGAGCCUGCCCGCCCCACCUGAAGACCUGCUACCCCCUGGAGAGCAGGCCCUCCAACUCCCUGGGGACCAUCACAGACGAGGAGAUGAAGACGGGCGACCCGAAGGAGACGCUGCGGCGUGCCAGCAUGCAGCCCUCGCAGAUCGCCGCCGGCACGGCCGCCCGGCGCAACACCCUUGGCACGGCCUGGGCCGGCGGCAUCACCACCCGGCAGCAAAGGAAGCGCCUCUCGGAUGAGUCCCACCAGGGCCCUGACACCCCCGAGUCCAAGAAGCCGACCAGCUGCUUCCCUCGGCCCCAGACCCCCCGGGACCGCAGCGACCGACGCAGCUCCCAGGUCAGCCGGAGGAGCGAGCAGCAGGCCCCCGCCAAGCAGGCCGAGAGGCGCCAGUCCAUGGCGUUCAGCAUCCUCAACACCCCGAAGAAGCUGGGGAACAGCCUGCUGCGCCGGGCGGCCGGCCGGAAAACCACCCCCAAGAACUCCCCCGCGGCAGCGCCCGCCGCUCGCCCCGCAUCGCCACCGCCAAGUCCCCCAAGGGCAAGGCCAGUCGCCGAUCGCUCAAGGACACGAAAUUCUGAGGUUGCCCUGGUCCCAGCUGUGCUGCACCCUGCCCCGGCGGGACAGCGUCCCCCGUCCCCCACACUGCCGGCUCUGCCCUGGACCCAGCCUGCACCCCCUCACCUCUCCCUGUCCCCCUGGUGCUGUGGGUUUGUCCCCAGGGCCCAGCAGCAUGAGGGGGCGGAUAGAUGGGGCCACCUUCCCCCUGUGACACUGCCCUGCACCUCCCACCGAUGCCCCUGGGCUGCGUGGGGAGCCCCUGAGCACGGCAGGGUCCCAGCACCCUUCCUGCUGCACCCAGCAUCGUCCCUCUCCUGCACCCACCCAGAGCCCAGCGCAGGGCAGGGGGGAUGCGCAGGGGGUGGGGGCCGGAGAGGGUUGUUCCCCCCAGGGGCUGCCUGUGGGCUGGAAACACCCGUGGGUGCAGGCAGCAGGGGUUGCAGGGUGCACAGCACCGGCCCUUGCUGCGCGGUUAGCCCCGGGGGGGAUCCUGCAGCCAUUUUUAAAGUGUUUCUACUUGUAAAUAAAUUGUAUUUUUCUCCUGCUCUGGGUGUCCUGGCUCGCUCCUGCCACGAGCCGUUUCUGUGCCCAGGGGCUGUACGCGCUGGCUUUGCUGGAGCUGGGGACACGCCGCUGCCGUGGCCUCGCCGACACCAGCUGUGGGGCCAGCCCCGCACCAGCGACCCUGAGGAGUGGGUCCCGAGGGGAGGAAAAGCGUGA